Messenger RNA from Penicillium samsonianum, 435 nucleotides. RefSeq lists its product as uncharacterized. Lineage: Eukaryota; Fungi; Ascomycota; Eurotiomycetes; Eurotiales; Aspergillaceae. The coding region runs from base 1 to 435 and encodes 144 amino acids. The transcript has 2 exons. The record is from RefSeq and is a predicted model, not a curated record.
AUGUCACCUCUACCAGUUAUCGCCUGUGGCGGCGCCAACCCGCAAAUUUUCAACGCCGUCAAACCUCUCUACUUACCCGAGUAUGAAAUUAUACACAACGUCACCAGCAGCACCACCGGGGCAGUCGAGAUACCCCUCUUGCUGCAAGUGCAGGCCCCUCCUACUGCUGACGAGCCCAAUCGUGGCACCAUGGACUAUUCCAGACCACCCGUGGCUGUAUUUUUAGGGGCUUUAUACGGUGAUGAGGAAAUUGACGAGAUGCGCCAGACAUGCCAGGGGAUCAGUUCUAUCCCUUGGUUAAAAAUGGAUAUGAGUGUGCCCAAGCCGCCUUUGGGGCCGGGGUAUGCGGAGCAUGUUGUGCAGAGGAUCAAGACAUGUAUGAAAAAGAUUGAAGCUGAGGGGAAGUUGGAACAAGAUGGCGUGUGGCUUUAUUGA